AUGUAUAUAUCCAACUUUAAUAGCGAAGAUCCUGGAUUUAUUACAUUACCUGCACAGUUGUUUCAAUUGCCUACUGAUGCCGUAGCAGCGGCAUUUGGCCGAUCGAUGGAGAAUAUAGAGAUGCUGAGAUCAAAUCUCCCAAAUGGUCCCGCAGGAGCCACAGAGGAGUGCCGACGGAGAG
This is a messenger RNA of Sphaeroforma arctica JP610, 181 nucleotides long. RefSeq lists its product as hypothetical. The record is from RefSeq and is a predicted model, not a curated record. The annotation marks the transcript as partial. NCBI's taxonomy places the organism in Eukaryota, Ichthyosporea, Ichthyophonida. The transcript has a single exon.